CGCCGCCGCCGCCCGCUCUGAUUGGCUGACGGAGGAGCUGCUGCCUGACGCUUCCUGCAGGCUUCAGUCGGUGACUCAUCUCCGCCUCGGGUUCUUCGGGUUCUUCCACUUCUUCUUCUGCUUUUGCUCCCGUCCCAGAAAUCUGAAGAGGUCAGAGGUCAGGGUCUGGGCGGAGGGAGGCCGGGGCUCGGCCGGUGAUUGGGCGCGGCGAGGGACGGAGGAGACGAGUCGGAGACGAGAACAUGGCCGCCGGCGGUCUCGGGAGGAGCCGAUCCUGAACCAGAGCUUCGUCCAGACGCCGCCGAACUGACCUUUGACCCCUCUGUGCUGCUCAGGGGAAUGAUGGACGCCUCCUGGCUCCCCCUGCUGCUGUCCGCCGCCGUCCUGAUGGCCGCCGUCGUCCUGCUGGCGGUCUGUGUGGACUGCAGGAACAACGGGCCGCUGGCGUCCAUACCACAAACCCACGCCUCCGAAGACUACAUCCGGUCCACUGACUUCAGAAUCAUCCAUCCAUCUCGAACAAACACAGACCUGAACUCCCUGGGCUCCCCGUCCAACCUGCUGUCGCCGCUCCCAAAUUCCGUUGGUGGAUCUCAAAGACAGCCGUCCUUCACUGCCACUGAGACUGAGAGUAAUCCCAGCUACGAGAAUCCAGGACCGGAGUGUCUGGACAGCGACGCUGAAGACCCCGGCUACAUAAUCGUGCUGCCGGACGGUGAAGCUCCGCCCAGUUUGAGCCGCGCCUCCACGCCGAACUCCGGGACCUCAGAUGCAGAACCCAACUACGUCAACAUCGCCUGUUUGCCUCCAGAGGACAGCCAAGACUACGUCAACGUGGAACCCAGCUCCGUCUCCCAGGCGAUGCCCGAAUCUUCAGCUCAGACCGACGACGACGACGACGACAGUGACGACGACGACGAGGGAAACUACGUCAAUCAGCCUCCUGUGGCGCUAGAGGAUCGUCGUCAAGCAGAAAAACCCAAAUCCCAGCCUGAUGCACUGCUGGCUGCUUUUGCCGAGCAGAGAAAAUCCAAAUAAAAGAGCCAAAGGUGAAGAUCCCAUCGGGAACCCCUGACUUCAGACCCGGUCUGUGUUCUGAUCCGUUCUCCUGACAUGCGUUUGGUUCUCCUCUGUUCAGUUCUGAGCCGCUUGGUUCGGAUCUUUUCUGACCUGUUCUGUUCUGUUUGCUUCUGUUCCAUUAGGCUGUGAUCUUUUCGGUUCUCGUGUUUGGUUGGGAUCCGAUCCAUUUGGUUCUGAUCGGUUCUGAUCUGUUGUAUUCUGUUUGGCUCUCUUCUGCUCUUAUCAGUUUGAUUCUGAUCAACUGGGUUCUGAUGUUUGGUUCUGAUCCGUUUCUCUCUCUCUCUCACUGCGCGACCUGUUUUGAAUUUUGAUUUAUAUAUUUUUUUCUGACAACUCCUGAGAAUGUUUGUUUCCGAGUGUAUUUAUGUGUUGUUGCCGUGGUUCUGACUGACUGUCUGCAGUCUGACUGUCAAAUCGAAAUAAAGCUGGAUGAAGACA
Molecule: messenger RNA, 1518 nt
Organism: Salarias fasciatus (jewelled blenny)
Lineage: Eukaryota; Metazoa; Chordata; Actinopteri; Blenniiformes; Blenniidae
Exons: 12
Coding region: 340-1038 (232 amino acids)
Source: RefSeq, a predicted model, not a curated record